AUGGGCACGGACUGCUCGGGCCUGGAGAACGGCAUGCCGAGGGCUGACGCUCAUGUAGGAGCCCAGGUCGGCGUCCAAGACACUCCAACAGGCGACUGGCCAUCGCACGACUGUCCGUUUUGCAGGCCAGACCGGGAAUUCAGACAUCUCCAACGUUGUCAGUUCUGCCAACUGGUCCUCGGGUCUGGAGACGACGGGGAGAAAUGGAGGCAUUUCUGUCUGCCCCCUUGUUCGACUGGAGCUGAGACAAAAGUGCCCCAAUGCACACCGGCCCGACGCCAGCCUAGACUCGAACACAUCCUCUUUCGCCAGCCCGGCUUGACCACAAGACGCCGUCCGCCUGUGCGGCCUGGUCGUGACGAUAUGGCCAUUGGCGAAUGGGCACGCCAGCAUCAGCCGAUUUGGAAGUGUCUCGGGGGGUCGACGACCAGCGACUGUUCGCCUCGAGUUCGCGGCUCGGGUGACAGGCUCAAGUGGGAAAAUGCAAUUUACAACGCGACACAAAGCGAGGUGAAAGAGUCCGAGACGGGAUCAGAUGCUGUUGGUAGCGGUACCGACUGGGCUGGCGGUCGACUGGCCGGGAAACAGGAAAUUAAGGAGGACCGAUCAGACGAGUGGGCUUUUUGCCCAAUUUUCUUCAGUCCACCCUCGUUACAGACCAUUGUGAAAAAGUGUCCACCCUCUGUCACGGGAGGGCUCAAAUCGAGUGAAGAGGAUACCAGUCUAUGA
This is a messenger RNA of Protopolystoma xenopodis, 729 nucleotides long. Lineage: Eukaryota; Metazoa; Platyhelminthes; Monogenea; Polystomatidea; Polystomatidae. The record is from the annotation of a GenBank genome assembly.